Molecule: messenger RNA, 1707 nt
Organism: Prunus persica (peach)
Lineage: Eukaryota; Viridiplantae; Streptophyta; Magnoliopsida; Rosales; Rosaceae
Product: transcription factor TCP9
Exons: 1
Coding region: 1-885 (294 amino acids)
Cellular component (GO): nucleus
Molecular function (GO): DNA-binding transcription factor activity; sequence-specific DNA binding
Source: RefSeq, a predicted model, not a curated record
AUGACUGAGAAACGAGAACUUGAACCAGACCAAGCCACACCGUCCGUCGAUCUCAGAAUCAACGGCGGAGAAGAAUCCGACUCAGAAGAGCCCGCCGGCCCAUCCCAAGCUCUCAUGCUUGCGCCCAAGGACGAGCGGGACGUAGCUAUGCCUGUGGCGGUGCACGCGCCGAAGAGAGCGUCAACGAAGGACCGGCACACCAAAGUGGAGGGACGGGGCCGGAGGAUCCGAAUGCCCGCCACGUGCGCGGCUCGGAUCUUCCAGCUGACCCGGGAGCUAGGGCACAAGUCCGACGGCGAGACCAUCCGGUGGCUCUUGGAGCACGCCGAGCCGGCCAUCAUCGCCGCCACCGGCACCGGAACCGUGCCUGCGAUCGCGAUGUCCGUGAACGGGGCGCUCAAAAUCCCCACGUCCGCUCCGGACCCGCGACCCGGCGAGGACCCGCCCGACAAGAAAAAGCGCAAGCGGAACUCAAACAGCGAGUACGUGGACUUGAACGACGGCGUUUCGGCCUCGGCGGGUUUAGCCCCUUUAACAACAGAACGACAUCACCAACAGCCACCGACAGCAGCGGUGCAAGCGGUGGUACCUCAAGGCGUGCUCCCCAUGUGGGCCAUACCGUCAAACGGCGUCGUUCCCGGAGCUUUCUUCAUGGUCCCUUCCGCUUCGACCCAGCCUCACAUAUUUACAUUUCCAACCACCGUCGCCGCCGCUCCGUUUAUCAACAUUUCGGCCCGACCCAUAUCCUCUUUCGUGGGCCCCAGUUCGGCUGCUGCAACGACCCAUAUGGCCGCUUCCACUGCCCCUCAGACGCUCAGAGACUUCUCUUUGGAAAUUUACGACAAGAAGGAGCUUCAAUUCAUGUCUGGCUCUUCAAACCAUUGACAAGCCCAAAAUCCAGAAAAACCCAGAAAGCGUUUUUUCUGGGAUUUUAGAUUUUGGCGGCGAAAUCUUGACGGUUUUUGUACGGCUAUCUGCUUAGCUUCGUCUUCCUCAGCGUUGGGUUUUGGGUUUUUUCUUUUAUUUUUUUGGACAGGGAAAGGGGGAGCACGUGGUCACGUGAGGGAGGGGUUUAAGGCGAUGCACGUGUGAAGUGGGGUUGGAUUAGGCGGGAGGUGGGGACCACACGGGUGAUGGUGGGGUAGAGUGGGUUUUAGGGUUUGUUCUGUGCACCGUGUGGGUCGCGGGGUGGUGGGUAAGACUUGGGAGAGCUAUAUUUUAAUAUAAAACGCGGGGCCCACGUCAUCUCACUGUCCAUGUGAUGGUGGGAGCGGGGCCCAAGAGUGUGGGGGCCCUCCAGCUGGACCGUUCAAAAGCACCAUUACCAAGGCGGCCUUCGCGUGUGGUGGUCCCCAUCGAGGUUGGAUGGGUCCGAUGGAAAUGCCGACAGGUGUCGGCUUCGUAGGUGCUCUUUGUUGUGGGGCACCUUCCAUCUCUAUCAGAAGAAUUGUGGGGCCCGUUUAGUGUUUACCCUUUUCUUUCUUUUUUCUUUUUUCAAAUUUUUGUUUUUGUUUUUGGGGUUGUGGGUGUGCAGAAAAUGGAAAUGUGACGGUGAUGAGGAUGAAGAUGGGCGCAUUAGAUGCAACCCCCAACUUGGUAUUUUACUUUACCAACAGAAUUGUAAAUUUACUCUUUAGACCUAAUUUUUAACUUUCCCUAUCUUUAUAUUUGUCAUAUAUUAUAGCUUUCAUUUUGACUCUUUGCUUG